Molecule: messenger RNA, 5311 nt
Organism: Liolophura sinensis
Lineage: Eukaryota; Metazoa; Mollusca; Polyplacophora; Chitonida; Chitonidae
Product: ATP-dependent RNA helicase TDRD9-like
Exons: 36
Coding region: 48-4262 (1404 amino acids)
Cellular component (GO): intracellular anatomical structure
Molecular function (GO): RNA binding; helicase activity; ATP binding
Source: RefSeq, a predicted model, not a curated record
CUCGCUGGAAAUGAAAGUGAAAUGAACAGCAUAAGCAAGACGUCAUAAUGGCCCAUUUUGGAGGCGAUAUUACCUUGGACCAGAUAGAUUCUUGGUUUACUAUCGGCAAAAAAAUAACCGAAGCGCCAUCCGUUCCCCGAGGAAAGCGUAAAGGGUUGAGAACUGACCCAAGCACUCAGACUGUGAUCCAGGGAAGGCAGCAUGGCUUCGUCCCUCCAUACAAACGACAUGAUCUGCCUCAGCAAGACUAUGUGGAGCAGUACAAAGAGCUGGAGAUGCAGGCUGUUACACAGGGCAUUCUCCAGGAGCCUCCUGCUGAUGGGCUGGGCCUGCCCACCUCCAGGGACAUGAACAGCCUCAGUCAGCUGGAACUGGACAGUACCAUUGCAGGAGGGGUGGGGCGACCUGAUGACCUCAUACCGGAGAAUGCCAUGGAUGUGUACAAUAACUAUGACUUCACCAUAAACUAUGACAACUCUGCGAUGCCUAUCACACAGUUCAAAGACCAGAUUAUAGCGACAGUGGAGAGUAACCAGGUGACAGUCAUCCAGGGAUCCACAGGCUCAGGUAAAACCACCCAGGUGCCACAGUACAUCCUGGCAAACUGUGCAGAGAAACAUCAGUAUUGUAACAUCAUUGUGACACAGCCCCGCAAGAUAGCAGCCAUGUCCAUCGCCCGCCGAGUCUGUGCAGAAAGGAACUGGGACCUCGGCACAAUAUGUGGAUAUCAGGUUGGGUUGGAUAAGACUGCUGGAGAGGACACACGGUUGUUGUAUGUUACCACGGGAACCCUGCUGAGAAAACUGAUCAACGCUAAAACCAUGACACAGUUCACUCAUGUGAUCCUUGAUGAGGUUCACGAGCGUGAUCAGGAGACAGACUUUGCACUGCUGGUGGUGAGGAAGUUCCUGAGGACAAACUCCAGACAUGUCAAGGUCAUCCUGAUGUCAGCCACUCUCCAAUCAGAUCUGUUUGCUCAGUAUUUUGCUGUCCCAUUCAUGAACCGGCUGGAGCCUGCCCCGGUACUCACGGUGGAAGGCAAGAUGUUCAGUGUUUCAGAGUACUACGCCGGUCAGCUGGAAAAACUUGGACCGUUACCUUACCUGGAUGCUUAUUCACCAAGUAUCCCAGAGGAAUCUCAGCAUCUGGCUGUUAAACUGAUCCAGGAAUUUGACACAUUGGAGGCCAAGGAGCAAGGGAGAACUAAGUCUGGAUUUGCACCUGUAAGAGGAUCUGUCUUGGUCUUCCUACCAGGUUAUGAGGAGAUCCGCAAUGUAGAGAAGAAGUUGGAUGAAAUAGCUUCAGAUCACAAGCUGAUUUGUUUACCACUUCAUUCAUCCAUCACCAUUGAGGAACAGGUGAAGGUAUUUGAACCAGCACCAAAGCAUCACCGUAAGGUGAUUUUAUCAACAAACAUAGCAGAGAGCUCUAUCACAGUGCCAGACAUCAAGUAUGUGAUAGAUUUCUGCCUGACAAAGCAACUUGUGUGUGACCCCCAAACCAACUACACCAGCCUGAUCUUAGAGUGGGCAUCCAAGUCUAAUUGUACUCAGAGGAAAGGUCGAGCCGGUAGAGUCUCUCAUGGUCGUGUCUACAGGCUGGUACCACAGAACUUCUAUGACAUGUACAUACAGGAGCACGGUGUGCCAGAGAUGCAGAGAUGUCCUCUGGAGAGGCUAAUCCUGGAGGUGAAACUGUUAGAUCUGGGAGAACCUAAAGCUAUCCUGGCACUAGCUCUCUCCCCUCCACGACUGGAAGAUAUAGAGAAAACUGUUCUCUUCUUGAAGGAGGUUGGGGCUUUGUCUCAGGUGCAGCAUGGACCUUACAACCCUCACGAUGGAGAUUUGACCUUUGUGGGGCGAGUUCUGGCCAAACUGCCAGUGGACAUCAGAAUCGGGAAGCUGCUGAUCCUGGGACAUGUGUUUGGCCUGCUGGAGGAAUGUCUUAUUAUUGGAGCUGCUCUGUCCUUGAAGAGUAUCUUUGCCAAACCUUACAGGGAACAUCUCAUGGCCUACAAGACAAAGUUGGCCUGGUCAGAUGGCUCCUUCAGUGACUGUUUGGCUGUGCUUACUGCCUACAGGACAUGGUCCAAGAUGAAGAGCCAGCAGAACUUCCGUCGUAGUGGUCAGUCUGAGAUGGCCUGGGGACGAUCUAAAUUCCUGCAGAUCCGUCGCCUGAAGGAGGUGGUGGAGUUGGCCAAGGAGUUGGAAGACCGACUCAAAAAACACAACAUCAUCCGUCCUACGCCAGAACCGCACUUCAAACGGAACAGCUCAGAUGCUGAAGAGAGGCUCUUCCUAAAGUUGGUGUUUUGUGGAGCGUUUUACCCCAACUAUUUCGUCCAGGAGAAACUGGAUGAGAGAGACGCCUUUAGAUCACUGUCGGGAAAGGACCCUUUUAAAACGGUCAUGAUCAAAGGCUUCCCGCCAAACCACGGCAGCUUGUACAAGGCAGAGGUGGAGAUGAUGUUCAAGUGUUGUGACUCAGAGCCCAGGGCUCAUUUUGAAGAAACCAGGGGCUUUGUGGAGUUCUGUAGUCCUCAGUCAGAGCGUAUGGGCAAGGUUCACAGAGGCGUCUACUUCGCGGUCAAGAUGAGAUCUUUGAGGAUGCCCUUACAGAUUCACCUGUUCACUAACGCUGUAGCCCAGGCACGGCUGGAGAAGAUUCAGGCAGACAGUAACAAGAAGGCUAUUGCAGAGGGGCGUCUGCGAACACACAGGUUAACGUUGAUGAGUUCAAGGGAGGAGGAGGAAAUGAGGAGACGUCACAUCAACCACCAGGUGCCUUUCCCAGACGUCAGGGUCAGUCUGGCUGAGGUCUUUGUCACAGAGGUUGUAGAGUGUGGACAUUUCUGGGUUCAAUACAAGGAGAAGAAGAACAUAGAUGACCUGACUCUGGUACAUGCAGAUCUGAACAGGAUUCCUCUACAGCCAAUGACAUGUCGGGUCAAGUCAGGCAUGUACUGUGCUGCCCCCUACAAUGAGCCAACCUUCGGCUACUUCAGAGCUAAGGUGAAGGCCGUUCACAUCCAGGGACGAGAAACAGAGGUGGAGGUGUUUUUUGUGGACUUUGGAAACACAGAUAUCUUACCACUAAGUGCUUUACGAGAACUUCCAGCUCACCUGGAGAAAAUACCAUUCCAGGCUAUAGAGUGUGAACUGAUGGGUUUGCGUCCGUCCAUCAUCAAGCGUGCAGAUGGACAGUGGUCACCUCAGGCCACCCUCCGCUUCAAAGAUUUGGUGUUGGAGAAGGAAUGCAUCGCUCAGAUCUAUUCCAUAGUUGGGGGUGUGAUGAGAGUCACCUUGUUCACAAUGAUCCAUCAGAAUCAGCAGGUGAAUGUCAAUGAGGAGCUCAUACUGUAUGGCUUUGCUGAACCAUUUGAAGAGAACAUUGUGUCCAAGCAAAACCAUGCGAGCCGAGCGGAGGAGAAAAAUCGCAGGGCACUGGCUGAAAUGUACGAGGAUACAGCAGAGAAGUUUGAUUGGCUUCAGCUACAUAUGGACUCAACCCAUGAACCAAACACCAAAGAACGAGGAAAGAAGGUGACAUUAACUGGCCCCCAUAACCCGUUUGAACUCUCCUUCAACAGUCUCACGAAUAUUGGACGUGUGAGACAGGCGAGGAUUGACCCUGACAGCGUGAACUCCGUGGUGAUAGAUGAGUGUCCUCAGGACAGGCACGGGAAGAUGAUGGUGGCUGCGCACGUGGGACUCAACCCUUCAGGAACGGCUAUGAUAUGCCGAGACACCACCAUUCUGCCACACAUCCCGGGCCUGGCUGCUUUGGUAUCACUCAUCUUCGCACCUGUGGCUGAGAUCAGAGUGAACCGUGCUAAAACAAGGUACACAGGUGCCAUAUGUGGCCUGGGCUAUGACCCAAACACUGGUGGGUCAGCUCUGGCUGACCGUGAUAUGGAGAUCACCUUUGAUGUCAAGAUCACAGAUGAAGACCUGUAUAGGAUCAAUGGCGUGCGGAUGGCGAUCAACAUUGCCGUUGGGAGUGAGGACACUGUGGCCAGCUGGGCACCUGAUGCCGUCUACAGAAUCCAGGAGUCUGCCCGCAGGAAACUGCUAGAGUUGAUACGAACCAGACGUGAGCCAGUAGAGCCUGAGGAUUACCGUCGACCGUACUUUUGGAACCAGGUGGAUCCUGAGGAUAUGAUUAAACACCAGCUCCAUGACACCAGUGCUGACUGCCCCAUGUUGCUAAGGUUACAUAAUGGUGUGGCCGUGGAGGCUGAAGACAGAGACAAUACAUAUUAGCGCAUGCUGGGAAGAAGUGUAGGAAUUACAGUGAUGAUAUUGGAUUACUAGUCACUUUUCCUUCUGGGUCUGCUUCGUUCACAGCUGGUGAUAGAGGCAUAAGCAUCAGGGGUCACAGCGACGUUGAUUUAUGUAACAGGUCACAUGAUGAUUUUUUAAUUAACGUACUUGUCUCGUCUACGAACAAGAAUAAAUGCAGCAGUUUCUGUUCAUUUUGGUGUUGACCUUAGUUUUCUGUAUUGAAGCCCCUCAAGAUCUUUGCUUUAAGCUCAUGGAUAAUUGUCAGACUGUAAUGAUUGAAAAAUAAGUAUGGAAACCAGUAUUUAGUCUUCCUCAUAGGACAAUAUUUACUUAAGCUUUGUACCAUGUGUCCAUGAGACAUUCCGCGUCAACAACUCGCUCCUCUACAGCUUUGGUAUACGUGAAGUCGGGAUAAUCUAUUCUGGUGACUGAGAUGAUAAUCUGUUCUGGUGACUGAGAUGAUAAUCUGUUCUGGUGACUGAGAUGAUAAUCCGUUCUGGUGACUGAGGUGAUAAUCUGUUCUGGUGACUGAGAUGAUAAUCUGUUCUGGUGACUGAGAUGAUAAUCUCUUCUAAUGACUGAGAUUAGAUAUCUCUUUUCCUUUGAAGGAAAUCAUGUUUUCUUUAUUAUUGUCCUUCAGCAUUUUGUUCUUCUUAGCUGGUGGAACAUUUGACCUGCACCUCAUUAUAUUGUUUUCAAGUAAAAUACCAUUUUAAGUGAAUUCUGUUAGUUUUGAGAAUAUAUGAAUAUGGUGUUUGAAAUCACGCUAUAAAGAGACUUUGGAAGUUAAUGUUUAUUAGGUAGUAAAUGUUUUUCUUGUAACACAUGCAUUGAAACACUGGUUUGUGAUAUGAUGCAUAUGUUGUAACAUCCCAUUGUAAACAUUAAUUCAUUUAUCUUGUUGAUUGGAAACAUAUAUGAGAAUUGAAGAAGAUGAUUUCUGUUAUUUCUUAUGAUAUUUUUGUUCACCACAGGGUGGUCUUUCAUUCAUUUCAUUUCUAUCACCCAAAACCAGAAAUACACUUUCA